Molecule: messenger RNA, 1777 nt
Organism: Phalacrocorax carbo (great cormorant)
Lineage: Eukaryota; Metazoa; Chordata; Aves; Suliformes; Phalacrocoracidae
Source: RefSeq, a predicted model, not a curated record
AGCGCUUCCGGACUAGCGGGGGGGCGAGUGGCCUGGCCGCCGUACCGCCGCCUUCGCCCUCAGCGUCUCCCUGCCGCCUCGCAGCGCCGAGGUACCUAUGGCCGCCGCGCGCCAAGCGAGGAAACUUUCUGACUCGACUUGGAGGAAGGCAGGAAGAAGAAAAACCUGCGCUUUUUGCCGAGUUGCAUCAGAGUUGCCUGUCUGUGUACAAACUGCUCAGUACUCAUCUUUACAGUAACCAACAAACAGAAACAAUAAGCUGCAAACCUGAAAAGCACCUCUUUAGAAAGAAAGAUAUGUUCAUUUUGGAUGCAUCUUCUCACAGUCUAAGAAAUUGAUUUUUGUGAAAAAAGAUUUUAUCAUUCUGUGUUUUCAUAAGAGGCAGAAAGGACUCAUAGAACAAGCAUUUUGAAACUCAAGCCUAUACAGCUUGACAGCCCUUGGGUUUUUGUAAUAAAUGCCCCCAUGCAAACUGCAUUUUCCAUCUUAUAACUUCGUCAGAUACAGUGAGUUAAUAGUGAGAUAAUUUCUUCUCAUGAUGGCGCUCUUUUCUCAAACUAGUCAACAGGGUUUUCAUGCUUUGCUAUGGAAAUGUCGUACACUCUGGCCUUUUUCAAGAUACCAACAACUGUUUGCUGUCUCUUUCAACAUCAACAAUAGAGAAAAAGCUAGCUAUUUCAGUUUUAUGACAUCUUCUAGCACUGCAUUACCAGUGGAUCCCAAAGGAACUGAUGUCGUUCAUACCAAGAAAAGGUCUGAAAUUGAUUAUGAAGAAGAAGAAGGAUGGGAUGAAGAUGCUAAAGGAAUACCUGAAGAGAAACUCCACUUUCCUUCCUCUGUUGGAGCUCCGAAGAAACGGUUGAUGAAUCCAGUUCUUUCAAGGCAUAGGUUUACCAACAUACAGCCUCCAGAAAAACCUUUGCAGGCUGAGGAAUGGAACAGGCUGAGGGAAAGCUUUUUGUCACCUAGAAUAUUUGAAGAAGUUAUGUUUAACAGUAUGGUCAGGUGCAACAGCCCCAUUGAUGUAGCUAAGUCCUUGCUGACUCACGUGGCAAAGAGUAAUGGUGACAUUGCAUAUAAUUUGUUGGUCAAAUAUCUGGCAUUGUGUGUCCAGCAGGGGCAGACUUCAGAAAUUUGUGAUGUGUAUGAUAUAAUGAAAACCAGAUUUAAGAUUUUAGAAAGUGGGGCUUACAGCCUUUUUAUCAGAGGGCUGAGUAAUUCAGAUCAAUGGAGAAUGGCCUUGACACUUUUGGAAGAAGUAAAAAAAAUUAUGAUUCCCUCACGGACGAACUAUGAAUCUUGUAUCAAAGCAGCCAGCCGUCACCAAGAAAUGAACCUCGCAUUUGACCUUUACCAUGAAAUGUUGGCUAAGGAUUUGGUCCCAACGUUGGAUGUCCUGCAGGCGUUUUUUGACUUCAGCAGGGGUAUGAAAGGUGCUGAGUUACAAAAAGAGCUGUUUGGUAUCCUCUUAUAUUUGAGAGAGAAUCAAAUAUACCCUCACAGAACAUUUAUGCGGAGUAUAAAGCUAUGGUUUGAAAGUAUACCAGGAGGGAACUGGAGAGGACACCUGACCAACAUUAAAGACAGCGGACGGUGCCCAGUUUGCAAUCAUCAGCUGGAGGAUAGUGACCUGACCGAAGAGGAGUAUAAUAAUCUCAGAGAAAGAAUAAUAAGGGAUGUGAUACAUGGAACUGACACUUUUAGAAAGACAAGCCCGCAGGUAGGUCUUGCAUGCUGUUGGGUUCGUUGGCUAGGAUGGUAAUAUACAAUUAAUGUU